Morone saxatilis (striped sea-bass) is the source of this 1764-nucleotide messenger RNA. Its product is annotated as transmembrane protein 255B. The transcript is spliced from 9 exons. Lineage: Eukaryota; Metazoa; Chordata; Actinopteri; Moronidae. The record is from RefSeq and is a predicted model, not a curated record. Bases 354 to 1202 code for a protein of 282 amino acids.
AUCCCACCUCCUCAUCCUGCUGCAGCAGCACAUGAAGCCCAUGACAAUUUGAUUUACAACAAACAGGGUCGAAUGUCGAUCUUUUGAAAAGAACGCCUGCUAUUGUAUAUCCUCAAGUGUUUUGACAGCAGUAGAUAGGCACAUUUCCGACCGCCCUUGAAUGCAGCAGAGGCCAGAGCACACACUCUGCACACAGAGCUGCACUGAAGGAGACCUGCAUCCACAUAGUAGAUGCCUGUGACACUCCGGACUGGCCGAGCUUUGAGAGAAGAUUUGUAAGCCUGACCUGAAACCUGAACUGGUCCCAGACUUGUGAAGCUGUCAGAGGGAAAUUUCACAGGAGAGGAUCUAUCAUGACUGCAAGGAUCCAGGGAGCGACGGGCAAAGACAAACCAGUGCCAAAGAGCAGAGCAACAGAGAUGACGGUAAGGGUCAGGAGAGCGCUGUGGCUCGUACUGGGCAUGCUCAGUCUGUCCCUGCUGCUGGUGCUGCUGGGAGUCUACACCACAACCCGAACAGAGAGCCUGAAUGUGUCUGGCUACACCUCUGGGGUGAUUCUUACCCUCGGAUCGUUCCUGGGCCUUCUGGGACUCUGCCUGAAAGAAAACCGCAAACAGCUGCUGACGGCUGCGAUUAUAUUCCUCAGCUUUGGAAUCAUCUCGUCUUUUGUUUGCUUGGUGAUUGAUGGCGUCUGUAUUGUCUUUAACAUGGAUGUGCGUCCACUGGAAGCAGGUAGAUGUCAGUAUUACAGCAGCGGCAGCGGCUACAUCUAUGAGAAUUUCUACACCACUGUGUCGUGUUGGAACCCACAGGAGUCUUGUAACAUGACAGUACGAAGUGGGACCUGCUACUGCUGCGACCUGUACGACUGCGCCAAUGGAGGCUACCUCAGCAACUACUAUGAGUUUGUUGGAGUACGAAGCUGUGAGGAAGUUUUCACUCUGUACAUUCUGAUUUGGACGCUCACUGGCCUGAACCUCAUGGCGUUCUUCACAGGCAUCCUUACCACAGCGGUGCUGGGCAGCAUCAAGGACUCGAGGAGUAGCAGCCCUGUGACCGAGGCCUCUGAGAGCACAGCAUCUUCCCCUACAGCUCCUCUGCUGAUGAAUGCCAACACACACACAGUCCACCAGCUCCACCCAGGAGCCUCGAUGUAUUUCCCCCCAGCAGGAAGGACAGCUGCCACACAGAGUUUUCCUUAAUCAUCAAAUCCCUGCACUAAGUCCAACCCUCCUCCCUUCGCCCCGCUGACCAGCAUGCUGCCUCACCGAGACCACAGCCUCUCUGCCUGAGCACAACCAGGUGCUUAUGAGGAACUAUAGGUUUAACCACCAAAUGACCAAAACGCAAAUGUAGAAAGAACAGAAAGAGAUAAACAGAUGCUUUAUUGUUGUUGUUGAUGUUGUGAGGAAGGGAGGACAUACAACAGGUACAACUAAAAGAAAAAUAUGCUGGUCUGAAUAUUAAGCAGAAAUAUAAACAUUUUGUUUUGUAAAAAUCCAUCAAAUGGACACAGGAAGUUUCAUGGAAAGCACUUCCUGCUACAUUUACUAUAACAUAUUUUACUGUAUCGAAAACAUAAAGGUCUUAAGUUGUAAAAUGUUUGCAAAUGAAAUGUUUUGUAAUAUAAAUGUGUCAACUGCAUGUAUAGGGCAUAUAGGCUACAACUCAAACAUUCCUAAACAUCAGUGAAAUCAUACACAAGAGUUAAAACCUGAACAUACACAACAUGUAUCAUUUAAAAUAUCAGUGGCUGAUUUUGAA